CUCCAUCGUUAUUUCGCUGGUAUGCAAUGAAAUGGCAUCCUUCUUCUCCAGACGACUGAGCUGCUUUUAUUGCGGGCAACGCUCUGCUCAGGAAAAGCCAGGCCCCGUCCGCAAAUGGCGUUGUAAACAUUGCGAAGCCAUCAACUAUCUUGACGAGGAUGGAAACAUCACCGAUCCUCCCGCUACAGAGACAAAUCCAGCCGCAAACGACCCGGGAACUCCCAGCCGUCCCUUCGACACGGUUGACCUCAAGGACACUGGAUUGUUCUGUUCGACCUGCCUUCGCAACCAAAAUCUGUUCAUGAGCGCUCUGGCAUCAUGGGUUCCUUCCUCCGAUGACCAAGCAAAUGCUCUUUACGAACGGGAAUAUCCCAAAUUUCGCCGACACCUUGAGGAGCAAUAUCCGCAGGUUUGCGCCAAGUGCGAGCCACGAGUUCAGCAGCGCAUUGCCCAAACGGGGUACGAGGCAAAAGCAGACAAUCUCAGACGCAUGAUGGAGCGGAGUAAAGAGAGCAGAGUAGCCAGACAGGCCAGGAAUCGAAACUGGAGGAGUCUGCUGGUCUCCGCGGGAGCCAUCGGUCACUGGGGCAGCAUCUCUGGCCAGCUUGCUUGGGAUCUGAUCAGUGCCAUGGAAACCGCACAACCGAUACAGAAUGGCAGUGAUCACGGAUUGCUCCCAUAUACCCUGUCGUAUGUGAGACAACUUCUUCCAAACCAUGCUUCGGUCGAUUUAGCGUCGUAUGCAGGCCUGUCUCUUGUCGCUGGCAUCCUCUCAAUCUGGUGGAAUCCAAAGCUGCGACUGAGGGUAGAAGGGAUUGGUGGCAGAUUUGUUGGUUUGACAGAGUAUUAUGAAGUACAGUUGAUCGUGAUUGUGGUCAGAUGCGUAUUCUGGGCAGUGCUUAAGGACCCUUCGUCGAGUGGUCUGCCAUCGACAAUGCUUCCGGGCCUGCAUAUGUUUAUGGUUAUGUUCACGAUCUUGUCUGCUUUGCUGUCUUCUCGCGUUAUUCAACAUGAUACUCGCCCACUUGUAGAUUGGUCGAAGCUUGCUUCAGAAACGACUACUACUACAGCUCAGACGAUGAAAGCAUCCGCUACACAACAGAGUGCUAGUGACUCGCCCUACAUGCGUUCCAUUGAGAGUACUCCUCGCUAUACCGGACGGUUCCCAAUUGAGAAAUUGGCGACUCCUCGGCCUGAGCCUGAGCCUGAACCGACUCUUCCUUCCACCCCUCGUUCGCCAGAAGUGGACUCUAUGGAUUGGACACCUUCCCAGCAACAUGAUUUCCGGCCAACAGUUAGUGUAUACCAGCGGAACCAGAAGUCUGUUCUGGAUGGCCCUCUCCCUUUCUACGGAUCACUACCGUCUGCACCGAAGCCUCCGUCGUGGGCUAUUCUUGACCAGGGGGCACAGAAGCCCAUCAAACAGGUCGUCGAACGCAAUCCAUUUCAUCAUCGCCCAGCUCAGCCAACGUCGUGGCAGCGAAAACCAGAGCAACCUGAAACCGUGUUUGCACCACCAAAAUUCUUCCCCCGGAGUGAUUACACGGAAUCAACUGGCUUAGAAGCUCUGUUCGACAGGGCAUUUACUAUCAAGUCCCCCGAAGAAGACGGUGAGGAGAACUGGCAGUUCAUUUCACAUCCGAGUUCUUAUCGCUCCACUGUGACGAGGAAUUCUUUCCUGUUCCAGUCUCUUCGAGUUGGGCUACUUCUGUCUUCUAUUCUUGCUUGGGUGCUUUCACAAAUGGAUGCCAUUUCAAUCCCAGGAAAUUACAUAGAGGUGGCCUCACUAGGCAGUGCCAGUCUUAUUUCAGGAUUUUCUCUUCUCGAGUGUCUGAAGUGGCCCGUACCGCAAUGGAAUAGCUUCGUGAUUCUGGUCUAUAUCGCCGAACUCGUGGCAGCUGUCCAUUUAGGAGCGAAUCUACCACGGGUGUCUUUCGAUAGGGCGUAUUUCGACCGAUAUGGAAAAUUUCUUUUGACUUUUAUGGCCAUUCAGGAGACAAUGAGCUUACUUGCUUGUUAUCGCGCCACGUCAACGACCUCUCCCGCGCUCGAGAUGCAAGGGACGCAACCAACGCACCCCGAGCCUACGUCCACUGAAAGUCCGCUCAUAAGUUCUGCCACGGAGAUGCCCUCCAGUCAGCCCAGAAGUCAAGUAUUCAGUUCUCAGUCGCCGCCAGAUUCGCCUGCUUCCUCUUCCUCCCAUAUUACUACUGGCUUUAGUAAUCGAAAGCGCGUCAACCAACCCAGCUCGCUGUUUAAUUCUCAAUCGUCAGUAGCACCUUCAUCCUUUUCCUCCUCUAUUGUUGGCUCUGGCUUCCCGCUGCAGCUGUCAGACAAGCCCUUAGGUCAAGGCAGUCAAGCAUUCUGCUCUCAGUCCUCAGUUCCUCCUCUCUCAUUUUCAUCGACCAUUCCUAGCUCCAGUUUCUCAUCUCAGCCCUCCGAGAUACCAAACCAGUUUGGGCCUUCCUCUUAUAAUACCUGUGCUGGUGCGCAAGGAAGCUUCACACUGAAUGAUCUCAAGGGCUAUGACUCGGACGACUCGGGCCUUUUUGGUCACGAUUCUGACACGGAGACGACUGCCACGACCGCGACAGCUACUACAAACAACACUAUCCGAAACAUCCGGUACGGGCGAAACAUCGAUAACGACGCGUUUUUCUCUCCGGCACGGUCUGGGUUGGGACCGGGAAUUACAAGCCUUAGUCUUGAAGACCAACCUUUCCGUCGCGUUACUCGAAGUCAGACUAAACGGCAAAGGGAUAUGUUUAAUAGAUAUCCUUUGCGCGGAAUUAAUUGAAUUAAUACAUCGCCGACUCAGCCAUCCCAAUCCUUUUCAUUCCCUCUUUUCAUGUUCCUACUUCGACUAUGAUGUCUUCAUUCUCUCCUCUUUUCUUCGCCCUCUUCUCUCUAUUUGUUUUACUCGCUCCUUUGAAUCAUUGCACGGGCUGAUAUAUCCCAUUUAUUUCUUGUUACCACCCUUUUGUGUACUCUUCUAUGCUUUCUUCUUUCUUUUAGCGUCGGUGGAAUAUCCCAAUUGUCCUUACGAGCAUGAAUGAACCAUGACAUGUAUAUAGGUAGCUGAUUAGAUUUCCUUGUUUAUUUGCAUCAUAUGGCUGGGUCAGAUCGGAUAGGAUUUGUUGGGUCGGCUUGGGAGGUGUCAUUAAUCUAGGUAGAUUGCUUGAUUGAUUGCAUUAUUUAACAUCUGAAAACCUGACUCUAGGUAGGUUUAUAGGUGGUGCCAGCCCAUGGUAGCUAACUAGGUAAUGGAAGUGUAUUGUUGGUUGGUUACUAGCUAGAUAGGCCUACGUGGUGAAAAGGGUCAGCGAGGGCGGACCUAUGCGGCAGAAUCCCACGUGAUCCAACACCCCCCCACGCACGAGCUGGCCUAAAGACUAAUCUAAAGAAUUUAAAUACAAAAAUCGGCCUCUAUUCAGGCCUCCAAAUGAGAGAGUAAAAGCAAAAUUAAGCAGAGAAGUGAGAGGUUCCGCUUUGGCCAAUCAGAAGCCGUAAAUCAGAAUAGAAAGUAUAACCAAAAUGGGGGAACAAGCGCCGCUUAAUGUAUGCCGGUGAGUUCCAGGAAAUGAUUGAAUCGUUCAGUUUGGAGAGGUUUUGUCAGGCCAUCUGCUGCCUGUUCUUUGGUAGGGCAGGUCUGAAGUUUAACAAUGCCGUCUCGGACCUUCUCCCGAACGUAAUGGUAGCGUAUGUCAAUGUGUUUGGAUCUCUUGGUGGUGAGCUCGGCUUCAGCCAUGGCGUGGGCACCUUGAUUAUCGAUAUGAAGAGAUAUUGGUGGGCAUUCAGUUGGGAGCACAUUAAGCUCGUUGAUGAGAUUCCGGAGCCAGAGGGCAUCACGGCUGGCUUCGCUUAGAGCCAUAUACUCAGCUUCGUUGGAGCUAAGGGCAACGGAUGUUUGCUUGCGGCUUUUCCAGGCAAUUGGGGCUCCGGCAAGCAGAAAGAUGUAUCCAGAAACUGACCGGCGGUUGCCUGUCAGUUGGCCACCCCAAUCAGAGUCGGUAUAACAUUUUGGCAUGAGGAGGUCAGAUGUAAUGGACUCCGUGGGUUUAUGAUAGGUAAUUUGCCGAUUGAUGGAGCCUUUAAGAUAGCGUAUGGCGUGUAUAAGGGCACGCCAUGCUUUUUGGGUGGGUUUGGCGUUAUAUUGGGAUAGUAUGCCAACCGUCUGGCUAAGAUCUGGCCGGGUUUUGGUGGCUAGCCAGGUAAGGCAGCCUACACCACGUUGAUAUUCUUUGGUGUUGACUGUAGGGUCUGGUUCAUCAUCAAUUAUUAGGCUAGGAUCCAUUGGAAUCCUAACAGGAUGUGCUUGGGCUUGACCAAAAGAGGCAACAACAUCUUCAGUGUAGUCGGCUUGAGAUAAAGAAGAUGAAGUCUCAGACUGGGAGAUGGUCAUGCCAAGGUAUUUGGUAGAGUUUCCAACUUCUUUUAUGUCAAAUUUGGCGGAGAGAGUCUCCAUAAACCAGAUGGCAUCAUUUUCAUGUUUAGCAUAGACUUUGAAGUCAUCCACAUGGGUGGUCACAUAGAGUUGGGUCCGGGUAGUGUGGAUCCAUAGACCAGAGUCAUAUUCAGAGCAUUUGAAGCUGAUUUGGCGUAGAAAAGCACCCAGAGUAUCAUACCAGAUGCGGGCAGAUGGGACCAAUCCAUAGAGGGAUUGAAGGAGUUCACAGACAAGAUCUCCAGAACCUUCUUUGAAUCCCUGAACUUGGGUCAUAAAGACACGUUUGUCCGUGGGCAUUUUCCCAUUUAGGAAAGCAAGGGUGGCAUCAGCUUUUCGGGUAUGCCAGCCAAGCAGGGUGGCCAGUGCCGUGAGGGUUCUGGUAGUAUUUUCAUUUACCACUGGUGCGUAGGAUUCCAUGAAGUCUUUAUCAAGUAGAUUGCCACGAAUGACCCAGCGGGCUUUAGCCUGAUAAUCCUCUGAGAUAGGUAUGCCGGGGAUUUCUUUCUUUUUGUAUACCCACCGGCCAGGGAUGACUUUGGCCCCUGGUGGUAGGUCAGAACGGCGAAUGAGUUGCCAGCAGCCUUUCUCUUUGAGUUGGUUGACUUCCUUUUGCAUGGCAGCUUGCCAUUUAGCAGCAUCAGGAUGGGAUAUGGCCUGCUUAUAAGAAGUAGGCGUGUUGUCUUCUGAUGAAGGAAUGGUUGAAGUGGCAAAGUAAGCUAGGGACAUGCCUUUGGCAGGUCGGAGCCAUAUAUCUUGGUCAUUGAGAGGUUCAUCUUCAACUAAUUGAGUUGGGUUUUCUUCGGUAGGGGUGCUGGGACCUUUGGGAGUGGUAGUUGUAGGAUCUUUGUAAUCCU
This is a messenger RNA of Monascus purpureus, 5301 nucleotides long. NCBI's taxonomy places the organism in Eukaryota, Fungi, Ascomycota, Eurotiomycetes, Eurotiales, Aspergillaceae. The record is from the annotation of a GenBank genome assembly.